Molecule: messenger RNA, 1576 nt
Organism: Poecilia latipinna (sailfin molly)
Lineage: Eukaryota; Metazoa; Chordata; Actinopteri; Cyprinodontiformes; Poeciliidae
Product: heterogeneous nuclear ribonucleoprotein A0-like
Exons: 1
Coding region: 79-990 (303 amino acids)
Biological process (GO): mRNA splicing, via spliceosome
Cellular component (GO): catalytic step 2 spliceosome
Molecular function (GO): mRNA 3'-UTR binding
Source: RefSeq, a predicted model, not a curated record
ACACGCCCCGCCCAGACCUUGUUCAUUGAAGAAGGACAGGGAAAGUCUCCAUUUCCCAUCCUCCAGACGAAACCCAACAUGACGGACAAAUUGUGCAAGCUUUUUGUUGGAGGGCUGAACGUGGAGACCACCAGCGAUGGCCUCCGUGCGUAUUUCGAGCAGUACGGCUCUCUGACGGACUGUGUCGUGGUUAUGAACCAGCAGCUCGGAAGGUCCCGCUGCUUCGGUUUCAUCACCUACUCUGCGCCCGGGGAGGCCGACGCUGCAAUGGCGGCUAAGCCACAUGUCGUCGAAGGCAACAACGUGGAGCUGAAGAGGGCCAUAGCCCGAGAGGACGCCAACAACCCGGACAUCCUCGCCAACGUCAAGAAAAUCUUCGUCGGCGGAGUGAAGGACCACAUCGAGGCGGAGAACCUGACCGAGUACUUCUCGCAAUUUGGCGCAGUGGAGAAGUCUGAGAUCAUCUCCGACAAGCAGACCGGCAGGAAGAGAGGCUUCGGCUUCGUCUAUUUCACGGACACCGACUCGGCCACCAAAGCGGCGUUGACCAAAUACCACACCAUCAACGGGAACAAGGUGGAGGUGAAGAAAGCCCUCAGCAAGCAGGAGAUCACCACCGGCGGCCGCGGAGGAAGAGGCCGGGGGAGAGGAAUGCAGAACUUCGGCGGCGGGAGAGGAGGAUAUGGAGGCGGUUAUGGCGGCGGCUACGGCGGGGGUUACGGCGGGAAUUACGGAAGUGGCUACGGCUACGGCGGCGGCUACAACAACGAUAGCGGCGGCGGCUACGGCGGCUAUGGCGGCUACAACGAGUACGACAGCCAGAUGGGGGGAGGCUACAGCAACGGGGACUUCGGGGAGGGCUACGGACAGCAGCAGUCGAGCUACGGCGCGAUGAAGGGGGGCAGCUACUCCUACCGGAGCGGGGCUCCGUACCGAGGCAGUGGGGGAGGCGGCGCCGGCAGAGGCGGCGGCUUCGGAGGUGGUUAUUAGGCCAUUGGAAAGCCGAGAUGUUCAUGGGGACAUUAGAAACGAACUUUACAUUUACAGCACCGUCACAGGUGGGGGGCUACGCGCUCUUUGUCCGGUUAAAGCGAGCCCAUCACCCACUCUGAAUGAAUGAAACCCGCCUCCUCCACUCGGAUCCCAUCUGUCCUUUUUGUUCCACUCAUUUUGGACUCUAAACAUACCGAUUGUGAAUAUAUUUUGUUGUCGUGUAUUGAAUCAUUUGUUUAAAAAAAAGUGAGAUCUGUGUAAUUCCCUUGCUUCUCAAGUCAAAAAAUUGAGUUUGUCUUGCAAAACCAGUCGGAUGUGACUCCUUUCUUUUGCAUCAUAAACUCAGGGUUUUAUGGAGCUGGUGUUGGCAGCGUGAGGCUUUUUUCGAGCCUUCUGGAUCUUAAAAUGUGUUCCUAUUGAACGUGUCACGGACUAUUUUCACCUAAAAUUACAUCUUUUGCCGUCCGUUUCAGGCUUUUUCUUUUUUAUUUUUAAGAAUAAAUACUGGUGAGUGUAUGUGUUCAUUUCAUCCCUAUGUUGUAUUCUGCUUUUAUUAUUAAAAGUUUUUAAUGACUUGAAUCUA